Molecule: messenger RNA, 2275 nt
Organism: Ictalurus furcatus (blue catfish)
Lineage: Eukaryota; Metazoa; Chordata; Actinopteri; Siluriformes; Ictaluridae
Product: probable nuclear hormone receptor HR38
Exons: 7
Coding region: 137-1897 (586 amino acids)
Biological process (GO): regulation of transcription by RNA polymerase II; cellular response to corticotropin-releasing hormone stimulus
Cellular component (GO): nucleus; transcription regulator complex
Molecular function (GO): nuclear receptor activity; zinc ion binding; RNA polymerase II cis-regulatory region sequence-specific DNA binding
Source: RefSeq, a predicted model, not a curated record
GUAGUGUAGAAGCGCAGAGAGUUGGAGUAGAGAUGAGAGAGGACCUGUUGCACUGAGUUCUGCGGCUCUGUGUGGAAUUAAACACUGAUUUAUUUCUACACAUACUGUACGGAAAUAUAUAUAAAAAGCCACAGCGAUGCCUUGCGUCGAGACCCAGUUUGGAGCACUGCCUUAUGAAAGCAACUUCUUCAGCCCUGAUUUUCUAAAUUCAGGACUCUCCAACAAGCCGGGCAUGGAUCUCAGCAUCCAGAGAGAGCAGCUUUCUACACCGUCGCUGCCCAGCAUCAACACACUAGUGGGCAAUUCUGGUGAGAAUGACACCUUCUCUUGCCAGUUCACUGCUUCGGUCUCGGCCGCCACGAACACAAACACACCCGGCGACAUCCACAACGCAUUAGUUGAAGGUUCAAGCCCAAGUGGUCUUCAGUCUCCUUUCAAGCUGGACGACAUCCAGGUGUACGGCUGCUACCCAGGAGCCUUCUCCUUCAGUUGUCUGGAUGAAAGCUUGUCCUCGUGUGGAUCUGACUAUUACGGAAGCCCGCUUUCGUCGACUUCCUCAUCUUCAACCCCAGGCUUCCAAAACCAUCCCGGUUCAACCUGGGAAAGUGCCUUCAGUCCAUUUCCUUCCAUGUCUUGGUCAUCAGAGGUCACAGCUCUACACCAGAAGCCUUCCUUCUUUACGUUCAACACGCCGGUUGAGCAGCAGUCCCUGAUCCGGGAUCACCAACUGCAACUCGGUGAUGAGGAUGUUUUUGGUCAAUUUCACCAACCGUCUCCAUUGCAUUUCCCAUCCCUGGACCUUGAGCACAGGUGCUUGGACAAUCCGGUACUAAAGGUCGGAAGGGUCGAGGUUCACCCAUCUGCAAAACAACGAAGUCCCAACGAAGGAAACUGUGCAGUAUGUGGUGACAAUGCUUCCUGUCAGCACUACGGGGUUCGCACCUGUGAAGGGUGCAAAGGGUUCUUCAAGCGCACUGUUCAGAAGAAUGCAAAAUAUGUCUGCCUCGCCAAUAAAGACUGUCCAGUCGACAAGCGACGGAGGAACCGUUGCCAGUUUUGCCGUUUUCAGAAGUGUCUUGCAGUAGGAAUGGUCAAAGAAGUGGUGAGAACAGACAGUCUUAAAGGUCGAAGAGGACGUCUUCCAUCAAAGCCCAAGAACCUUCCAGACAACGUGACUCCUGUGAAUAUUAGCGCCUCGCUUGUAAGGGCUCACAUCGAUUCCAAUCCUGCUCUGGCGAAACUGGAUUACUCCAAGUACCAGGAAGAUGUGAAGAACCUGUCUGAAAAGGUGGACGCCAAUGACAUCCAGCAGUUUUACGAUCUCCUCACCGGGACCAUGGAGGUUAUCCAGAAAUGGGCUGAGGCUGUUCCUGGUUUCCGCACCUUCUGUCGCGAGGACCAGGAGCUCCUUCUGGAGGCCGCGUUCGUCGAGCUCUUCAUAUUGAGACUAGCAUACAGAUCGAAUCCUGAGGAACACAAACUGAUAUUCUGUAAUGGUGUAGUGCUACACCGCUUGCAGUGUGUACGAGGGUUUGGAGAUUGGAUCGAUUCUAUCAUGGACUUCUCUCAGAGUCUCCAUCGCAUGAACCUGGACAUAACAUCGUUCUCCUGCUUAGCAGCACUCGUCAUCAUCACAGAUCGCCAUGGUCUAAAGGAACCCAAACGUGUGGAAGAGCUUCAGAACCGCUUGAUCUCCUGCCUCAGAACCCACAUCACAAGCAGCAGCGCAGACCAGAGCAGAUCUCAGCCGUGUUUGUCUCGUUUGCUCAGCAAACUGCCAGAGCUGAGGACUUUGUGCACGCAGGGUUUGCAGCGGAUCUUUUACCUGAAGCUGGAGGACCUGGUUCCUCCUCCGCCCAUUGUGGAGAAAAUCUUCAUGGACACACUUCCAUUUUGAGCAGUGAACGAGACACUGACGGAACAGUUUUUCAGCAAACACUUACAGACUGACUUUUCUAAUAGCGUUCUUUCGAGUACUGCGAGGAAAACACACCGUUCCUUACACCAUGUACGAAUAUUUUUUUAUGUUGGAAAACAUCAGAGGGCAUUUUCUAUACUUUAAUUACUGUGUGUGUGUGUGUAUGUGUGUGUUUAUGGUUUGACUUUACUGCUAUGCAAAUAUCUUUAUAAAUUCGUUGAAUGAUUUUGAUGUAGAUUUUAGCAUCAGCAGGAUUUUAUACAAACCUUCUUUUGUCAACACAUGAUGUUGAUUUUAUAUUCAUUAUGAUGAAUUAUUUUCCCAAAAUACAAAACAGUAAAAGCCUUUUUUUCCAAA